Messenger RNA from Gryllus bimaculatus (two-spotted cricket), 2614 nucleotides. NCBI's taxonomy places the organism in Eukaryota, Metazoa, Arthropoda, Insecta, Orthoptera, Gryllidae. The record is from the annotation of a GenBank genome assembly.
GAGAAUGAAGUAACCUUUGACAACCUUUGAUGUGUGCUCUCUUCUGUUUAUCAUGUGUUUCUGUUUAUGUGUUAAUAUUAAUUUUUGUAAACACCCUGGACAGACAGCGGCAUGAAACAUUCCAUGUAUUUAUGACAGAUGUCCAUUGAUUUUUUUUAAUUUAUUUUUUCAUUUUUGGAAGAAUUUUUACGAGUUACAGUGAUGUGUUUCAUUAGCGACCUAUCCAGGUCACAGGAAUAUCUAAGCUUUAGAAGUAGUAUUCCACUACGUAAAAUCAUUGUAGACAACAAUACUUCAAAGGUUUGGAAGAUAUACGAUUCAGGACCAAAGUCUGUGAAAACACCUCUCAUCUGCCUACCUCCUGUCAGUGGCACUGCAGAUGUGUUUUAUAAACAAGUUCUUUCUCUACAUGCCAAAGGAAUUCGUGUGAUAGCGGCUGAACAUCCAGUGUAUUGGACAACUGCAGAGUGGUGUGAAGGAUUUCGAAAAUUACUUGAUUAUCUAGGUCUGCCUAAAGUGCAUAUUUUUGGAACUUCUUUAGGUGGCUUUUUGGCACAAAAAUUUGCAGAAUCUACAUUCAGCUGUCCAAGAGUAGCUUCCCUAGUAUUGUGCAAUGCCUUUGCUGAUACUUCUAUCUUCAGUUAUACAGAUUCAUCUUCCAUUUUUUGGAUGUUGCCUUGUCUCGUCUUAAAAAAAAUGGUUAUGGGGAAUUUGUCUACUAACAAACAUGACCCAGCCAUAAAUGAAGCUGUUGACUUUAUGAUAGAGAGGCUGGAAAGUUUAUCCCAACAGGAUCUUGCAUCUCGUCUCACAGUGAAUUGUGCAAGUUCAUAUGUGGAGCCUCAGAAGUUUAGUGACUGCCCAGUGACAGUGAUGGAUGUCUUUGAUGAAUAUGCUCUUGCUCAACCUGUGAGGGAAGAAAUGUAUAAAUUGUAUCCUGAUGCAAAACUUGCUCAUUUGAAGAGCGGAGGAAAUUUUCCAUAUCUUAGCCGUGGUGAUGAAGUAAAUCUCCACUUACAAAUACACCUGAGAAAUUUCAAAGGCUCACCAUUAUCACCAUUUGAUGAAUAGUUCCCAUCAUUACAGUACACCAUAUCCCAAUGUACUGAAAGAUUUGAGUCUAUAUGACAUUUUAUAAAAUUUGUCUUUAUAAACUUGUAGGUCAAUGAACCUUGAGUAUACAUAACUGCUACAGUUCACAUUGUGAUAAUAGGUGAUGGAUAAUCACAAGGGGUGUGACAUCACUUUAUGCAUUUAAGAAACGUAGAUAAUUAUUCAUGCAAGGGAAUUCCGUAUGUUGAUUUUAAUAAAUAAUAUAAAUAUACUUUUUAUUGUAAGAGCAAUGAACAAUCACACUACAGAAUGUCAAGACUCACAGGCUGAGUUCCAUGUUGUUGAAAAUCACCAAAGGUUUGCUGAAGUUACUGUUAUCACUUCACAAGUUAAAUUUUAAUCUGGUCGUAAUGCAUGGCUGUGGUUCAUAGUUUUGUAUAUAGAUCAUGGAAUAGAUGUUUCCGUUCCUGAGAAAACUUUGAGGUACUUUUGUAUGUAGAAAAAUGUAUAUAAUUAAAGAGGUUUAGUUAAGAAAUGGAAUAGUGUAAUGAAAAUACUGGAAUUUCAUAUGACAAUCUGUUUUGUGUUUCUUGUUCAUAGUAUUUGAACAUACACCACUGUCUUUUGCUUGGUAUAUGCACUUGUUAAACAAUUUGCCCACAAUAAUGUUAUAUAAAUGGGGAUCAAGCUAAUGGGGAGGAGUGUCUCAAACACUACUUAUGUGUUUUCUCACUGUGAUCAUAAUUUCAAAUGAUGUUAUGGCUCAACUGCUGUACUUCAUGACUUGUUAUUUUAUAUUAAUUAUUCCAUAUUUUAUAAUAGGGGCACAAGAAAUACACUGAACUGAAUGUUUGCUGUGAAUAACUAUUUUGAUUUUUUUUUUCUUGGAAAGCACCAACAGGCCUGACAUGUACCUAAUUUAAUUUGAGAGUUUGUGCAAGUCAGUUGGAAUUGUUAAAUGAAUACACAUUUUUCAAGUGAAAAGAUAUUUUUACAAGAUGAUGUUAUGUACUUUUUUCGUUUAUGUUUUUCUUGUGCAAUCAAAUACACAUGUUUUCUUUGUGUACUAGUCUCGCAUACUUUCAUGGUUUUUGUAUUAUUAUAUAUAAUUAUUAUAUAUCAGAUUUUUCAUAUAAUUAAUACAUCAUGAUUCUUCUGAAGAAGGAAAUAAUUUGCAAAAGCCAGUAUGUGUAUCAUUUGAACAAAGAUUUUUGAAAACAAUUAUUGAAAUUAAAUUCGGUGAAUACAAUUAUAAUUUUGUUUUCAUUUUGUUUCAAUGGUCAAUUGUAUGUAUAUGCAGUUAGUCUUAAGUUUUGUAUGAUAAUGGGAGUAAAAGGAGGAGCAAGUUCAUUGACCAGGUUUUGAUUGUUUCUUAUUUUGCCUUCAGAAAGAGUUGCCUGAAUUGUUUUUUAGACACUGGGCCUUUACCUGCUGUCAAAGUUAAAUGCAGUAGAGUCAAUGAAAUUGAAAGUAUGAAUUAAUUAAUAUAUUCAACUCUGGUUUUGCAUAUGUUAUUAAUAAACUUCAUUUUUAUAAAUAAAUACAACUUUAAAUUGUAAAA